AUGACUGCAUGCAAGAAGCUUGGCCCAGACUGGCACUAUUUUGCGCUUUUACUGUCAUCGCAAGAUGAGAAACAAGAUUCGGAACUUUUGAUAGAUGAAAUGACUUGGAGGCAAGUCAUAAUUAACGCAUUGAAACGCUCUCAUGGCAUCUUCGGUGAGGGGAUCGAAUUCGAUUUCCUUUCGGUGCAAGGAAACAGAGCCUUCGUUAAAGUGGGAUACGAAGACCGUGCCCAAUUUUCGUCGGCCCUUUCUACAUACAUCUCAAGCGAGGAACUUAUCGGCGUGCCAUUAGUGGUCCAUAUAUUGCAAGAAUGUACAAAGUUAGAGAGGAUGAAGGUUGGGGAGGACGAUGAGCUAUGGUUCAAAAGGAGUUUGGAGGAAGAAGUAGCGGAUUCCAGUUGUAAUUAG
This is a messenger RNA of Eremothecium gossypii ATCC 10895, 408 nucleotides long. RefSeq names its product ribonuclease P (gene POP8). The record is from RefSeq and is marked provisional. The coding region runs from base 1 to 408 and encodes 135 amino acids. Gene Ontology annotation, biological process: tRNA processing; nuclear-transcribed mRNA catabolic process, RNase MRP-dependent; intronic box C/D snoRNA processing. NCBI's taxonomy places the organism in Eukaryota, Fungi, Ascomycota, Saccharomycetes, Saccharomycetales, Saccharomycetaceae. Gene Ontology annotation, cellular component: ribonuclease MRP complex; nucleolar ribonuclease P complex. The transcript is spliced from 2 exons. Gene Ontology annotation, molecular function: ribonuclease MRP activity.